UUUAAUGUUUUAUAAUAGAUAGUCAGAUCCACCAAAACUUACUGAGAGGGCAGUAAAUUUCCCAUAGAUACCUCAGGAUGGGAUUUCCCCUCUUUUCAUGUCUGAGGUCCUGGGAAAGACCAGGAAGCUGUGUGGUUGACUUGGCACCUAGUGAUAAAGAGAGCGCCCUUACUUUCUCCAAUGUUUUUCUCUCUAAUCUCUGAUUACAGGAUAGCAAAUUUUCCAAGUUAUAGUCAGAGAUGAUGAAGUCACAUUGAUAGAACAGAGCUUGAAGGAGCAAAGGGGAGAAGAGGAAGCAACUCUGUCCCUGACAAUCCCACCCACACCCACUGCCCCUACCCUCCUCAUUCCUCCAUGGUAGAUGGUUCCAGGCUCUAUUGUGUUGGGGAGAGCCUUGACUUGUGACAUCUCUGACCCUUGGGUCUAGAAGAGUACCCCAAAAGUUUGUGAACAUGUAACUUAUUGUUUAAAGAGAGAUGGUUCAGUGAGUGAAAGGGACACUUAUCAACAUUACCCCAGGACAACAGGCAUAAACCUGAAGUGUACCAGGCAAAGUGAGAUGAAUAGUCACCAUACACAGAGCUAGAAUGAAUAUGGAUUGACUCUUCCUGAGGAUGAAAUGUGGGUCUUGCUAAGAUGUGUGGAUUGUGCCAAGAAGGCCCCCAAAUAAAGAACACCAGGAAAGAGGAAGCUGCCAUGUUCAUCCAGGCCUGGUGGCGGGGCACCCUGGUGCGCCGGACACUGUUGCAUGCGGCACUCAGAGCAUGUAUCAUUCAGCGCUGGUGGAAGCAGAUCCUGAUGAAGCUGGUGGAGAAGAGGAAGCGACUGGCCCUAGAUUUCUAUGUGCACCAAGAAUGGGCAGUGGUCAAGCUGCAAUCCUGGGUCCGUAUGUGGCCCAUACGUGUUCGUUACUGCCGUUUGCUCCACUCUGUCCGCAUCAUCCAAAUCUAUUGGCGCUGGCACAACUGCCGUACCCGUGGUUUUAUUCAGGGCGAUUACAUCCUCAAAGAAAGUCAACUGAAUCUUCAACUUGAAAUCUCUUUAGGCACACAGGCUUGUAGAGUGCAACAGUGCAUACCCCUUCCAAUAAAGGAGUGAUCAGGUCUGCUA
Molecule: messenger RNA, 1110 nt
Organism: Canis lupus familiaris (dog)
Lineage: Eukaryota; Metazoa; Chordata; Mammalia; Carnivora; Canidae
Gene: IQCF5
Product: IQ motif containing F5
Exons: 2
Coding region: 637-1098 (153 amino acids)
Molecular function (GO): calmodulin binding
Source: RefSeq, a predicted model, not a curated record